GUAAUUUCGUUAAGUAAUUCUAUAAUCGGAACUAUUUUCGAGUAUAAAUACUUGCUUUCCGGUACUUCGGCCAGUCUGCGUUAACCGCCGAGAAGUUUGUACGGUUCUUUGUGAGAGUUGCUGUUUGUCUGUUCGAAUCUAAAAAAUCUCGACAUGCCCGAAAUUACAAUGAGCGAAGAAUCUGAAGUCGAAACUUUCGCCUUUCAGGCGGAAAUAGCUCAGUUGAUGAGCUUGAUCAUUAAUACUUUUUAUUCUAACAAAGAAAUAUUUCUCAGGGAAUUGAUCUCCAACUCUUCUGAUGCCUUAGAUAAAAUAAGAUACGAAAGCCUGACCGAUCCCUCCAGGUUGGAUAAUUGCAAGGAUCUUUUCAUUAAGAUUGUUCCCAACAAGGACGAACGUACCCUGACGAUUAUUGAUACCGGCAUCGGAAUGACCAAAGCCGAUUUGAUUAAUAAUCUCGGUACUAUUGCCAAGUCUGGAACGAAAGCUUUCAUGGAAGCCCUGCAGGCAGGAGCAGAUAUAUGUAUGAUUGGACAGUUUGGUGUAGGAUUUUAUUCUGCAUAUCUUGUAGCAGAUAAAGUGACUGUUACCACUAAAAGUAAUGAUGAUGAACAAUACACAUGGGAAUCAUCUGCUGGUGGCUCUUUUACAGUAAAGGCUGACCAUGGAGAACCUCUGGGACGUGGUACCAGAAUAGUUCUUCAUCUAAAAGAAGAUCAAACAGAAUAUUUGGAAGAAAGGCGAAUUAAAGAAGUGGUAAAGAAGCACAGUCAAUUUAUUGGUUAUCCUAUAAAAUUAGUGGUUCAGAAAGAAAGGGAGAAAGAAGUGUCUGAUGAUGAAGAAGAGAAAGAAGAAGAAAAGAAAGAAAAUGAACCGGAGAAUGAGGAUACAGAAACACCUAAAAUUGAAGAUAUUGGAGAAGAGGAAGAAAAGGAUAAAAAGAAGAAAAAGAAAAUUAAAGAAAAGUAUACUGAAGAUGAAGAAUUGAACAAAACUAAACCAAUCUGGAUGAGAAAUCCUGAUGAUAUCACCAAAGAAGAAUACGGAGAAUUUUAUAAAAGUCUUACUAAUGACUGGGAAGAUCAUCUGGCUGUUAAGCAUUUUUCUGUAGAAGGACAGCUAGAAUUUAGAGCAUUAUUAUUUGUUCCUAAAAGAGCACCAUUUGAUUUGUUUGAAAAUAAAAAACAAAAGAAUAAUAUAAAGUUAUAUGUAAGAAGAGUAUUUAUUAUGGAUAACUGUGAAGAUCUCAUUCCCGAAUACUUGAAUUUCAUCAAGGGUGUGGUUGAUUCUGAAGAUCUUCCUUUGAAUAUCUCUCGUGAAAUGUUACAACAGAACAAGAUUUUAAAAGUUAUUAGAAAAAAUCUUGUCAAAAAAUGUCUAGAACUUUUUGAUGAAAUUAGUGAAGAUAAGGAUAUGUACAAAAAAUUCUAUGAUCAAUUCAGCAAAAAUAUAAAGCUUGGUAUUCAUGAAGACUCUCAAAACAGGAAAAAAUUGGCCGAAUAUCUGAGGUAUUACACAUCAUCAUCUGGUGACGAAACAUGUUCUUUGAAAGAUUAUGUAUCCCGUAUGAAAGAAAAUCAGAAACACAUCUACUUCAUCACUGGGGAAUCAAAAGAACAAGUAGCAAAUUCUGCUUUUGUCGAGAGAGUCAGGAAGCGUGGCUUUGAAGUUAUCUAUAUGAUUGAACCAAUUGACGAAUAUUGCAUUCAACAACUGAAAGAAUAUGACGGAAAAACAUUGACGUCUGUGACAAAAGAGGGACUCGAGUUACCAGAAGACGAAGAGGAAAAGAAAAAACGAGAGGACGAUAAAGCAAAAUAUGAAAACUUAUGCAAAGUGAUGAAAGACAUACUUGAUAAGAAAGUAGAAAAAGUGGUGGUAUCAAAUCGUCUUGUUAGUUCACCAUGCUGUAUUGUUACAAGUCAGUACGGAUGGAGUGCUAAUAUGGAAAGAAUUAUGAAAGCUCAAGCAUUGCGAGAUACUAGUACAAUGGGCUACAUGGCUGCAAAGAAACAUUUGGAAAUUAAUCCAGAUCAUCCCAUUAUUGACACAUUAAGACAGAAGGCUGAUGCAGACAAAAAUGAUAAAUCUGUAAAAGAUCUCGUAAUGCUGCUUUUCGAGUCAUCACUGCUCUGCUCCGGUUUUAGCCUAGAAGACCCGCAGACCCACGCCUCUCGAAUUUUCCGCAUGAUAAAGUUGGGACUGGGCAUCGACGAGGACGAGGGAGCAUCUGGAGAUAAUGCAGAAGAAGAGUUACCUCCUCUGGAAGGAGAUGAAGAAGACGCAUCGCGCAUGGAGGAAGUAGAUUGAUGAUACUUAAUUUAAAUUACUCAUUCUGUAAUUUAACUUUGUAUUCCAUUUCCAUCAUUCCUUUCAUUUUAUUUUAAAUAAAUGUUUUUGUUCGGUGAA
This is a messenger RNA of Centruroides sculpturatus (bark scorpion), 2409 nucleotides long. Its product is annotated as heat shock protein HSP 90-alpha-like. The record is from RefSeq and is a predicted model, not a curated record. Lineage: Eukaryota; Metazoa; Arthropoda; Arachnida; Scorpiones; Buthidae. Gene Ontology annotation, biological process: cellular response to heat; protein folding; protein stabilization. The coding region runs from base 154 to 2310 and encodes 718 amino acids. Gene Ontology annotation, molecular function: ATP-dependent protein folding chaperone; disordered domain specific binding; ATP binding. The transcript has 10 exons. Gene Ontology annotation, cellular component: perinuclear region of cytoplasm; cytosol; plasma membrane.